This is a messenger RNA of Leptopilina boulardi, 2156 nucleotides long. RefSeq names its product RNA-binding protein 1-like. Gene Ontology annotation, cellular component: nuclear speck. Lineage: Eukaryota; Metazoa; Arthropoda; Insecta; Hymenoptera; Figitidae. The transcript has 6 exons. Gene Ontology annotation, molecular function: RNA binding. The record is from RefSeq and is a predicted model, not a curated record. Bases 164 to 640 code for a protein of 158 amino acids. Gene Ontology annotation, biological process: mRNA splicing, via spliceosome.
CCUUGUUGACAGUUUUCUAAACAGAGAUGAUGUUGCUUGUUCCUUGUUCGCCAUUUUGUAUUCACAUUUUUGGUGUAAUCGUCAUCAGACAAGCUUUAUUAAUGCUUGCUUUAUUAUAGAAUUAUUUGGAUUAUUUUUUUCAAGAACUUAUUAAUCAAGAAUCAUGGCGCGUUAUCGCGAAUGGGAUUUAGCCUGUAAAGUAUACGUUGGAAAUUUGGGGAGCAAUGCCAAUAAACAUGAAAUUGAAUGUGCUUUUGGCAAAUUUGGUUCAUUGAGAAAUGUGUGGGUUGCCAGAAAUCCACCUGGAUUUGCUUUUGUCGAAUUUGACGAUCCCAGAGAUGCCGAGGAUGCAGUUAAAGGAUUGGACGGAAUUCGUUGCUGUGGUUCAAGAGUACGAGUUGAAAUGUCCUCAGGUAGAAGUCGUCGUGGAGGCGGUGGUGGUGGAGGUGGAGGAGGUCGCAGACAAGUUGGAAAAUAUAAUUCAAGAUCUGACUCACGUAGUCCAGUAAGAAAGGGCAACGGCCGUUCCCAAAGAUCCUUCUCUAAGAGCCCACGAAGAUCGCCUGUUAAUCGUUAUUCCAGAUUCUAUCAGCGUCUAGCUUUAUUCGUCUCCCCGACACAACAACUACAGCCACCGUGAAAAAAAAAAAAAAAAAUUCGCUAGCAAUUAAAAUUGAACAAAUAUUUUUGUCCAUUAAUCUCCCAACCACGUCAUCAUCAUCAUCGACAAGAAGUCAACUUGUCCGCUCUUUUGCUGUUCGUCACUUUCCCAUCAAUCAAAAAACGACAUCUUCGGGCUACCUCAACUUCUAAGUGCGACAAAAUUGGAGCAUCGUGAAAAUAAAAACCCAACAAAAAACGGCUGACGCGAUUCAAAAAACAAAAAAUUCUGACUUGUGUUAAAACAAACAAAAAAAAAAAAAAACCCCAAGCUCUACUUCUACUGCUACUUCUACUCGUCAACCAUCACGUUUUACUUGUUAGCUGACAUGCAACCACUUCUUCUCUUCAAUCGAGCAAAAGUAAAAUGAUCACCACCUACACACCAUCCCAACCCAAUCAACUAUCACCACUACAUGUUCCACAAUUGUUUAAUGGGUAUUUCAUCGAUUUUCCAAAAUUUUCUAUUCAUACUUGACAUUUUUCCAAGGAGGAUAUAAAAUUUUCUUUUUAAAUUUAUAUUUUUUACAUUUCACAAAUUCUUAAUUAGUUAAUUUUUUUUUAUUUAUAAAUUAUUAACAGAAUUGAUAAAUAUUCUUUUAAUAAAUAAUUUCGUAUAACCUUCUUGGGAAAAUUGUCAUAUAGAAUUUUAAUUCAGGUCUUUUUAUUUUAUUUCAACUAAAUCGAUAAAAUUAAACAUUAACAAUAAAUUGAUUUAGACAUGAAAUAAAAUAGAAUUACUCUAACAUAAAUUUAAAAUAUAUAAUAUUUCUAAAAAUUUCUCAAUUCCUAACUGUUAAUUUUUAUUGUUGGUUGGUUCACCAUUUGAUAAUAAUUUGUCAUCUAGUAUUAAUAAUUAUUAUUCGUAUUCUAAGAUUUUUAAUAGGAUUUUAAUUAUUUGUCUAUCUUAAUCCAUUUGUAAUCACAGGUUAUUUCAGAAAUGAUUUUAGAUAAGAAGUUACCAAUAAUACAAGAAAGAUUUAAAAAUUUUAUUAUAUAACAAAACGUCUUUUUUCAAUGAGAAAUUCAAUAAUCAUAAUAGUGAGAAUAUUACUUUCAAUUUUUCUUUAGUCACGAAAUCAUUUCUAAAAUGAUAUACUUUAUGUUGUAUACGUUCAUAAUUUAUUCACUCGAUAUUGAUUUAUUUUUUGUGUAUAAAAUUUUUAUUUUACUUAUUUAUUUGUAUUAAGUAGAGAUACAUUUUUGUAUUUAUAUUAAAAUUAUAUAUACAAACUUUUAAAACAAGUAAUUCCAAUAACAUUGAAUAGUUUUUAAAAUAUAUUGAUAUAGAUUGUUUUAUAAAAAUAAAACAGUAUCGAGAAAAUUUUUAACACAAUUUUUUGAAGUCUUUAAAAAAAAGUAAAUAAAAUACACAUUAUUAAUGUUUGUUGAUUAAUUUUUUUAAGGUCUAAAUCACGUUCACCACGCAGGAGAUCUCCAACUAGAAGCCGAAGCCGAGAUCGUCGCUCUCGAUCGAAUUCUCGUGAAAGACGGUA